UUGGUUCCUGUGUCGAAGCGUCUGUGUAGUGAGUUCUCAGUCACUAUCUGAGGCUUUACAUGGGAGCGAGCUUUCACUCCUUUACUGAGAGAUAUACUAACUGAUGAUCAGUCAUCCUCCUCAAUGUGUAUGGUCAUAUUUGCUCCGCUUUUUGCUGUCUGUGCAUUUGCAACAUGUGGGGGAUAUUCUGGCCAGAUAACGGUUAAAGUGGAAUGUAUGGAUAAAACCCAAAGAAACAUCAGCAUCAGUUUUGGCUAUCCAUUCAGACUGCAGCAGGUGCACUUCAACGUGCCUCUCUGUGAGCGUAAGAGGUAUGAGACGAUUUUCCUCGAGGGAGACUACUCUUCUUCAGCACAAUUCUUUGUUACUGUGUCUGUGUUAGCAUUUCUCUACUCGCUCCUAGCUACAGUAGUCUACAUUUUCUACCAGAACAAGUACAGAGAGAAGAACAGAGGUCCUCUAGUGGAUUGCCUGGUGACUGUGAUUUUCUCAGGUCUGUGGCUCGUGAGCUCAAUAGCCUGGGCUAAAACUCUCUCCGGAGUGAAGACAGCCACGGAUGUGAGUCUGAUACAGAUGCUAAUGACUGCCUGCAGAGAUGAGGAGAACCUGUGUGAGACACUAGAGGAGCCUACCUGGACCAGUCUUAAUGUAUCAGUGGCGUUUGGCUUUCUGAAUUUCUCCCUGUGGGCUGGUAACAUUUGGUUUGCCUACAAAGAAACAGGCUUACACAAGUCCGGUCAGCGUUACCCCUCCAGAACGCCCUCUGAGAAACGCAGCGGUAGCUUCAGGCAGCACAGUCAAAGCAGUUUUGACCAAUCCGGAACAGGCUUUGGACAGAGGCUCUACAGCCAGCCAAGUUUUGACCUAUCAGGUGGAGGACUCAGCCUACUGCAGACCAAUCUGGGACAACCUAAUGUUUACAGACAGAUGGGCAGUCCCACCUCUAGAGGACCGCUCAUAUUUGUCAAUGAAAGUCAGUGAGAUAAGAGAAUGCAGAGUGGUUAUACUGUAUGAGGGAGAUAGUCUGGAGAGAAGAAUGAGGAAAGUAAUAGAGAAAUGAUAAAAUAUCCUCUCAGAUUCUGAAAAGAGUAUGUCCUAUGAAAGUGGAAAAAAAAAGACAGAAAAGGAAUGAACACAAGACACUAUAUGUGUAAAUUGUGCUCAUUGGCAGAAGAGGCAGGAAAUAUAAGUGUUUCAUUUAGAUUAGUUUGGUGAUUUUUCUAUUUUUUGUUAAAUUUAAUUAUUAUUAAAUGUGGUUUAAAUAAAAUGAUGUAUACUUUCUGUGAGAUUUUUCUCAAAUUCUAAUAAAAAAUAUUUAGUGUAUAAUCUUACAUACAUUCACUGCCUACUUUAAUAGGAACACCUGUACCACUACCCAUGCAUGCAAUUAUCCAGUCGGCCAAUCAUGUAACAACAGUGCAAUGCAUAAAAUCAUGCAGAUAUGAAACAUGAAACAUCAGAACGGGGGAAAAUGUGCUCUAAGUGCCAGACAGGCUAGCCUGAAUAUUUCAAAAACUGCUGAUCUCCUGGGAUUUUCUCACACAACAGUCUGCAGAGUUUAUACAGAAUGGUCAGAUAGCUCAGAGGAGAAUGGUCCAAGCUGACAGGAAGGCUAUAGUAACUCACUCUUUACAACCAUAGUGAGCAGAAAAGCAUCUCAGAACCCACAACACAUUGAACCUUGGGCAGAUGUUCCUAUUAAAGUGGUCAGUGAAUAUAAAUGGAUAUAGAUAGAUGUAACAAUAUAUACCAUUAUUUAUUUGUGUUCUGCCACUGUAAAUGUUGUCUCUGGUAUUUUUCUCAUGUACAUUUUCAAAGGUAUAAUGUAUAUGUAAUAAUUGCUUCUUGUACUUUAUUGAUAUUGUUACCUUAUAGGGCUUAAAAUUAGAGGUAAAAACAGUCUGAAGUUGGGAGGUGUCUGAAGAUGUUAAACGACUGAUCUGAGGGCUGUAUUAUUAAUGACUCAGUCUCUUCACAGUGUUCAGUGCAGUGCAGAAAGUGUGUCAGAGUCUAUGCAAGUGAUGCAAUCAUGUUGUAACUUGCAAAGUUUAAUGUUGAUCUCUCUGAUCUAACCUUGUCAACAUAGGGAAUAAAAAUAUUACAAAUUCCAUCAACUGGCCGUGAUUACUGUUAAAUGAAUAUAACAUAAGAAAGGCUCUGAUUAUUUAGGCAUAUUUUUAUCAUACAUCUUUUUAUUUGGGUUUAUGUGGCUUUCACCAGAGAUCAGUAAUGUUGAAAUAUAAACAUAAGAUUUAAUCUCUGAAUCAUUUGUGUUUGUGCAAGUUGCAAUAUAUCAUGCUGAGAAUGUAUGCACCAUUACAAGAUUACAAAUAGGAUGCAGUAUCUUGUAAGGAUUGCACUAUGUGACAUAUUGUGGUUUCUACUUUUUGCAGCCAUUAAUCAAGAGCUUUUAUUGCUUCACUCCAGAACAUUUUCUUCAUUUUCUUCUGUUCUGUUGUUUUGUAUAUUCAUUGCAUCUUCCCUUGUAAAUAAAUCUGUUUCUUCUCAGCUCCGGACAAA
Pangasianodon hypophthalmus (striped catfish) is the source of this 2520-nucleotide messenger RNA. RefSeq names its product synaptoporin b (gene synprb). The record is from RefSeq and is a predicted model, not a curated record. Gene Ontology annotation, cellular component: synaptic vesicle membrane; synaptic vesicle. Lineage: Eukaryota; Metazoa; Chordata; Actinopteri; Siluriformes; Pangasiidae. Bases 124 to 981 code for a protein of 285 amino acids. The transcript has 5 exons.